Messenger RNA from Hyaloscypha bicolor E, 738 nucleotides. Its product is annotated as phosphoglycerate mutase-like protein. NCBI's taxonomy places the organism in Eukaryota, Fungi, Ascomycota, Leotiomycetes, Helotiales, Hyaloscyphaceae. Gene Ontology annotation, molecular function: phosphatase activity. The transcript has 2 exons. Gene Ontology annotation, cellular component: cytoplasm. The record is from RefSeq and is a predicted model, not a curated record. The coding region runs from base 1 to 738 and encodes 245 amino acids.
AUGGCACCAACAAUCAUCCUAAUCCGACACGCUGAAGCGAUACACAACUUCACCCUCCACGACCCACCACUCACAGAGCUAGGACGCACGACCCAAUGCAGUACCCUUUCAGCCGCCCUCCAAGCUCACCCUCUGUCCAAAGAAAUCAGCCUCAUCGUCACCUCACCCCUCACCCGCACCCUGCAAACGGCAACCACAGUUCUCUCCUUCCUCAGCCCCCUCGGCGUCCCCAUUAUCGCUUCCCCAUUAUUUCAAGAAACAACGAACAAUAACAUCGAUAUCGGACGUACAGUCUCUGACCUCAUCCCUUUGUUUCCCCAGGUCGACUUUUCAGAGGUGGAGAAAGAUGAAGUGUGGCCGAAGAAGGAAGGAUUAUAUGCGUAUUCGUACGAAUCUUUACUUGAAAGAGGGAGAGUGGCGAGGAAAUGGUUGAAAGCAAGACCUGAGAAGGCCAUUGCUGUUGUGUCACACGAUGGGUUCUUGAGAGUAGGGAUCUGCGGGAGGAAGUUUGGGAAUGCGGAUUUUAGGGUCUUUGAGUUCGAGGAGGGAGAUGGGCUGGGAUUGGUAGAAUGGGAGAGUACGGAGAAAAAUGGUGGGGGAUUAGGAACGUGUCAGAAGGGCAAGUUUGGAUGGCUUCCAAAUGACUUCAAAUAUAUGCCUGCGGCCGAGCGGCCGAGCGGUACCGUCAUGCAGGCUGAGUUGACGGAGACGGAGAGGUUGUCCUCUUCUUCACAAUGA